Messenger RNA from Helianthus annuus (common sunflower), 1967 nucleotides. Its product is annotated as ankyrin repeat domain-containing protein 13C-A. NCBI's taxonomy places the organism in Eukaryota, Viridiplantae, Streptophyta, Magnoliopsida, Asterales, Asteraceae. The coding region runs from base 49 to 1824 and encodes 591 amino acids. Gene Ontology annotation, molecular function: protein binding. The transcript has 2 exons. Gene Ontology annotation, cellular component: cytoplasm. The record is from RefSeq and is a predicted model, not a curated record.
UUAAGUCAUUCAGAUACUCGCAUCAUUUUUACAGUUAAAAACACCAAAAUGUCUAAACCCUCACCGGCGGCAAAAAAGACGCCGGAAAAACUAAACCCGGACGAUUUCCGCCACAGUCCGGUCCACUACGCCGUCGCGGUAGGUGAUCACACAACUCUCUCACGCAUCGUUGCCACUCUACCACGGUUAGCCGAUCCAAAAAGGAUCCACACUGAAUCAGACUCGUUGAAUCAAGAGAAACUCUCCGACCAAAUCGCCGCCGUACUCGACCGCCGUGACAAUCCGAAGCGAGAAACUGCGUUACAUCUUGCUGUGAGGACAAACGACGUGUUCGCUGCACGUGCGCUUGCAAACGCCGGUGCUGACGUGUCGUUACAGAACGCAGACGGUUGGAAUGCUUUACAGGAAGCGGUUUGCCGCCGGUGUACGGAGAUUGUAGCGAUUCUGGUGCAGUAUCACCACGUCUCCGCCUGGUCGAAGUGGCGCCGUCGUCUUCCUCGACUCCUCGCCGUUCUCCGCCGUAUGCGAGACUUCUACAUGGAGAUCUCGUUUCAUUUCGAAAGCUCUAUCGUUCCGUUCGUCGGAAAAAUCGCUCCGUCAGACACGUACAAGAUCUGGAAACGCGACGGUAAUUUACGCGCCGACACGUCACUCGCCGGUUACGACGGUUUGAAAAUUCAACGCGCGAAUCAGAGCUUCCUUUUCCUUGGAGACGGUGACGAAAACCUCGACAUUCCUUCCGGUUCGUUACUCGUUCUCAAUCAUGAUAACCGUCAGAUCUUCGACGCUUUUGAAAACGCCGGAUCUCCGUUAACCGACUCAAACAUCGCCGGAUUCUGCGCUCAGACGAGCGUUUACCGGCCAGGUAUGGACGUCACAAAAGCCGAAUUGUUCGCCAGAAUGAACUGGAGACGUCAGGAGAAGAUCGAAACCGUCGGUGAGUGGAAAGCUAGGGUUUACGAAAUUCACAACGUACAUUUCAGUUUCAGAUCUCGUAAAAUAACCGCUACUGAUUCUUCUGAAACCGCCGGAUCGGAACAGAUCAUGCCAUUAGAACUCGAAGAAGACUCCGACGACGGUUUUCUAGUCGCUGAGAAUCCACGCUACAGUGUUUCCGAUCGCCGGAGACACAGCAGUUUUGUUAGCGGAGAUAGAGAGGUUGUUUCAGUGUCGCGGAAGAGUGUGGAUAUUAUUCCGGAGUGCCGCCGGAGGUCACGUGCACCGCCGCCGCUGCCGAUGCAACCGUUGCCGGUGGUGGUGCAACCGCAGACGAAGGAGAAAGAGUACGUAAAGACGUUACGGCCGUCUGUUUGGUUAACGGAUAACUUUCCGUUACAAACGGAAGAGUUGCUUCCGUUACUUGAUAUUUUGGCUAAUAAGGUGAAAGCUGUUAGACGGAUGAGGGAACUGUUAACGACGAAGUUUCCACCAGGGACUUUUCCCGUUAAGGUGGCGAUCCCAGUGGUGCCAACGGUGCGAGUAAUGAUAACGUUUACAAAGUUUGUUGAGCUUCAACGGCCGGAGGAGCAGUUCUUUACGCCUGUGUCAAGUCCACGGCAGUUCUUUAGUGGCGGAAGAAACAAUGGAUAUGAUGACGUCGUUGUUGAUUUUGAUGAUGAUGAUAAGAAAGGGAACCCUCGUAGUUCGGUUUCCUCUUCAUGGUUGUCGAGGAAUGGUAGUCGGUCUGGACUCCCGACACUUCAAAAGGGGACACCACAAGUGGUGGAUCCUUUUGCUGUGCCGAUUGGGUAUGCGUGGAGUAGUUUUGAUGAAAAGGGGAAACAAUUGAAGAAAUCAAAGUCUACUAGUAGGAAAGUCAAGUGAAUGUAAUAUGUAACAAGAUUUUUUUAUCGAUGGUUGAACUUGUUUGCAAUGUCGUUUAUUGAGUAGGCGUAGGGGGCUUGUGAUUAUGCAAACAAACAUCAUUAAACCCCGUAUAGCAUUCAUUAUCUACUAGAUGUGGUAAA